Molecule: messenger RNA, 5922 nt
Organism: Talaromyces rugulosus
Lineage: Eukaryota; Fungi; Ascomycota; Eurotiomycetes; Eurotiales; Trichocomaceae
Exons: 3
Coding region: 1-5922 (1973 amino acids)
Source: RefSeq, a predicted model, not a curated record
AUGUCGAAGCCAUAUCGCGCACAGACUGGCCUUUUUACUGACAAUACUUACUUUUUCAGCUAUCCUGGCAAUGGCGGCCAGCCGUUCAACCCCGACUCGCAGGGAAACCAACAAGUCUCUUUCAAAACCGACAUUAAUCGCAAGAAGACGAAAAAAUGGGUUGCCGCCAAAUCUGUUUCCUACGAUGGCGACGAUUGGGGCGACGAGGAUGAUGAGGAAGACGAGGAAGAGGAAGAAGCACCGCCACCGCUUCCAACCAACACGUCUCGGUUUCAACCCAACCAACCUCAGUCGUCUGUCGGAGCAAACACUACCCAGAACACAUCGACCAGUUCGGAACCUCUAUCCACCGACACACCUGCCUUUGUUCGGCCUGCGGAUAUUUACAAGCGGAUGCAAGAGGAGCGUGCGAGAGAGGGCCAACCCGAGGUGUCUUCGACCUCAGGACCUAUAACACCAGCACCUCCACCACACGAAGAACCAUCGCGCCAAGGGAAUAAUACCGGCCUGUCCACCUCGCCACUCGUCAUCCCAGAACUGAAGAGACUAUCUGGCUUCGGCUCAGAUUUCAUGAGCGGCCCAAGUCUCUCAGAGCAACCUACACAGCCUACACAGACUAGCAACGCCCAACCACAGACGGAAUCGUUACCCUUGCGCCACAACCCUUCUCUCGGGUUCAAUUCAGUUGUUCAUCAAGCUUUCGAUGUUCCGGAAACCCCUACUUCUAGCAAUGAAAACUUUAGCCGGUCCAAUAGCGACAGCACCUCCGUUAUUAGCCCUAUAAUCAGCCAUGGGAACUUGGAAUCCGCAAAAACGCCUACUAUUACUGAAGAUUAUGCUGGAGAAGUAUCUGCUCAGGAGCCACCUGCAAACUUCAAGCCAGGCCACCGGCGAGACUUGAGUCUUCCUUCUCCAGGAAAUGGCCCGGAUAGAGUCCCAAUCGUUUUAAGUAGUGAGCACAGCCAACAGGCCGCAGCUACGUCGUCACAUUCGGUGGACAAUCCUACCUCAUCAGCUGAUGACAGCGAAGGGACUGCGUCUGGAGAAGCAACACCAAAACAGGCGUCGGAACCUCGGCAAUCCAUCGAGAACCCCAGCCUACAUAACGCUCCGGUGGAGAGCCAGGUUGGAUCACAAACUGCAGAGUGGCAGUCACCUGUGCCAGCACAGCUCCACAUACCUCAGGACCAAACACGUGGCGUCCCUCAGAUAACACCGUCUACGAGCACUGAAACUUCGCCGCAGGAUAUGGAGAGUGACCGUCUACGGAAAGAAAUUAUGCGAUCUCUCAGUCCUGAUCCUACCGCUAUUGGGGACCCUUCCCAGACUAAUAACGCUGAUUAUCAACAGCCUCAGUAUGGAUACGAUGGUUACUUGAAUGAUCACAAAGGAAUUCCUCUCACCAACCCGCUUCAGCCAAAACCCACCGCCGGUCCUGCAGAUGCAGCAGAGCCUCUCAGUCUAACAAUAAACCCCGCCGGGGCAGCUGAAAGCUCCGACAGGCAGCCGGAACCAUCGUCCGCGGUCAGCAAGUCUCGUUCUGGCCUUAAAAAGAGAUUUUCAUGGGAAGCUAGCGAUGACUCAGACGAAGGGGACAUUUUGGUGGAGCAAUCAGAACAAGCAGCCAGUAUUCCAUCUGCUCAUUCCCCAUCAAUCGCUGAAGAUCCAUCUAUCUCGAAGAGUGCUCUUGUCACGUCACCCUCUGGAUUUUCAAAUGAUCCCGCUCGUGAUCCUACCAUGGGCGAUGGAGGUGAUGUGUUCGACGAGCCUGGUUUACCCCGGUAUUCUACCAUUGCGAACGAAACAAUUCAACGUCCAGAAGACAUAGCCCCGGAAGUUGUAGAGCCCGCGGAAGAGAAUUUCUUGGCUCCUCUACAGGAGGUUGACCCCUCAGCUUUAUCAGCAUCUCCGUCGCUUGACUCUCCAGCUCCAAGUGCAGUCCAUCGGGAACCCACUCAGCCAGCUGGCACCGAAGCCUCACUACCAAGUUUUCGCAAGAUCAUGGAAAUCCCGUCUGGGAACGAAAAAAUCCGAGUCUUUAAAGAUACUCGGGAACAGUUCGCUCGUAUCGAUAACGGCCUGGAAGAUUGGAUUCGCCGUUCCAGUGAAUCUCUUCCUGAACAUGCGGAUUUGAUUCGAGCAAAUGGUCGACUUCCAGGAGGUGCACCAACGGGUGUUCUGCCCCCGAAGAAUAAAUUCCCGAAAUUAUCAUCUCUUGGAAACUUGUCUUUACCUUCGUCUCACGAAGGCUCCUCCCAAUUAGGGUAUUCCCCCAGCCAUGUCCGGCGAUCGUCUGGUUCUCCCCUAACUGGUGUCAUGAAUAGGCAAAACGUUGAAGCUAAAGGAAAGGAUUUACUGCACAGCGCUGGUGUUUUUGGUGGAAAGGCUGGCGGAGCAGCACGUGGACUUUUCGCCAAAGGCAAGAGCAAGCUGAGAGGUGGUGCUGACAAGGGAAAAUCUUCCAUAUUCGGUGGUCGGCGGCGAAGUCUGCAGCUGAGCAACGACACCCUGUCAUCGGAUAUAGAUCUUGCCAGUGUUAAAUCAAACCCCCCACCCAGUCCAUCAGCAAGUUCACGGUAUUCGCUUCAGCCAGUCCCUCGAAUUCCUUCAUUCAAGUUCAAUGGAAGCCGGUCUUUCACAAGUCCCUCGGUAGAUGAUAGCCAAAUUUCGCCAGAACUACGUGCGGUUUCUCUUGAUUGGGGGAAUCAACCGCUGAAAUCCCUCCCAGAAGAGGAAUCUCCAAUUUCACGACCUGGCAGUAGCAGCUCUCUCAGGCGGGCAAUGAUGCAAUUCAAUAUGGACGAAAACGCUGGAAAUGUACAUGACUCAGCGGAUUUGUAUUCGGCUCACAGCCAUCCUUCACCUCGGAGAGGUACGCUAUCAAUUGUUGAUGACAACAGUCACAAGGAGGGCCAGGACAUGCACUCAGCUGUGCAGGGCAGUGGUUUCCUUGGGGCUGAUAAUUAUCGACUCAACACAGUUGGCGUAACAGACUCGCUGCAAAGGCAGCUGACUGCACCGGACGUAGCGACCGGUACAUCGUUGAGUGAUGUUUCCAGCCUGUCCCAUGAUAUUAACCAGAAAUCCGUAUCUGCUGUGUCAGAUGCUGUUUCUCCGAGGUCGCUGAGCCCUAUGCUCGGAGAAACGUCAAUACGAUUUUCGGAAGACACGAUUGACGCGGACCCACCGGUAGCGCCCCGUGGUUCAUCAUUAGAAGUUUCCAGGGAGUUUCCCUCCGCUCCUCACCAUAUUUCAAGGUUCUAUAGAACCAAUUCUACAGAUCAAACAAAUAGCGAAGCAACCCAGUCUGUUUCGAAUCCUAACCUUGGCAAAGUGGCGAGCCGCGAAAAGAAUGUACAAAGCCCUGUCUCGCCUCCACUGCCAGAUAUGAAGCAAGUACAAAGCCAAUCCAAUGAUCGCAGACCAUCCUCGGAUUCUCAGGUCUCCGAUAUGUCAAAGGAUGAAAUGGACCGCAUUCGGGAGAAAUUUGACGAAGAUGGCCUCUACCCCCAGCUCAGAGAUCCAUCCCCAACAGGAUCCAAGGUUUCCGCUUUGUCCGUGGACGAAGAUAAAGAUUUGGACGCCAUUUUAGAAGAAAAGCUGGGAGGAUCAGGUUUUGACGAAGACACAGAAAAGUCUGCGGCGAUUCAACGGCCUCGUCGCACCUCCGCACCUCGUCAGCAGUCGUCACAGCCGAUUUCUGUCAUGAGAUUAUCACGCUUGCCUCAGGAGAGACGUGUCUCACAAAGCGCCGAGAGCACUAAAAGAUAUUCGAGAUUUUCAUUUGAGAGCGAUAGGAAUGCCAUAGCCGAGGCGAUGCUCGUCACUGGGUACGGAAAGCCAAGGUUGGUCGAUUCGUCUCAGGAGCAGAAUAUGUCGUCACAAGUUCCGGAGACGCUGGGAGAGGAGGCAUGCGAUGAACCACCUCCACCAUUUGAUGACCCAAAGGCGCCGUAUGGAGCAGAUGACAAGCACGCAACGGUAGAUGAAAGGAUAUCCCUAGAUCAUUCUUCACAGAAAGAACCCCCCGGCCCUCGUGGCGAAUACGGACCUGGCGAAUACGGACCGACUCGGCAGGACCCUCCCCAAUACCAGCCUCUUCGUUCACACCCGCCGAAUUCGGCGCCUGCGCGGAGAGAAGAUCGAUUGUCAGGGUCCCAUGCUCAUCGUGAUUCAUAUAACUCAUCUGUCUCCUCUUUGAGUAAUGCGGUCACAAACCCCAACGGUCAUCGAUUAACAAUUUCUCCGGAACCUCGUUCAUCCAGAUCCAAACAGCCGGUUGCUUUCGACUCAGACAGCCGGAUGCAAAAAAUGAAAGAACAGGAAAACCCAAUAUCUCAAUCUAGUAAAUCGCGGUGGACAAAUGGUCGUUUUUCCAGAGGAGCCCAACCUGGUCCUGCUACCAACAAUACACUAAGUACAGGCAGCAGCAACCUCUUUGGGCCAGGAAGACGUGAAGAAGAUAGUUUCGGAAGUGGUGAUAGCAUGGCAGUUGAAGCAGCCUUAUCGCGAAACGACCUACGUGCAGAGCCAUCUCCUUUACAUCGAGAAAGUGAGGCUGCAUCGGCUACAUCGGCAAACUCUCUCAAAGUCUCAGUGCCGUUCAAGAACAAGAUCAAAUUUGUUGGAAAACGAUCUCGGGGGAUUUCCAUUGAUACCCCAGCAGCAGAAGAGCUCGCUGAAAGAAAGGCGACCGACAAAUCAAAGAAGUCAGAUAAGAAGGCGGAGGGAAAGAAAGGGGCCUUUAAUAAAAUCUCUGUAUGUUCACACCCGGACUUUAUUUUUCACUGUCUAACCUCUCAGGGUCUCUUCAAUCGGUCCAAUCCCAUCCAGCGCGCUGGACAAGAAGGAAAACAGCGCUCUUCACUCAAUGAUCUUCCACCUAGAGAUACCCAGCAAGUUAAUACUACAUGGCACAGAACCCACACACUACACGGUCCUCCUACAGCUACGGCUUCUUCUCAGAAUGUCCAUCAGCACUCAUCUUCUUAUCCAGCUCCUCAUCAUCAACCACAGCAAGCUUCUUUGCCUGGCCAUGGAAAGGGAUUACCGCCACCUCCAGGCGGUUACUACGAUCCUUCACCACCUACGGAUGCUUUCCAACACCAAGAAUACCCACUGCAUCCUGACACUGUUGGUACCCAUCAGCAGACUAAUGACCAGCAAUAUCCAGCCAAAACUGCGUAUACAUUUUAUAGCCCGGAACGGCAUUCUGGGUCUAGCCAUUCAUAUUCUAUUGGUUCUCCUGUUAGUGGAUCUGGGUCAACGGCAUGGCAUGAUGCAUCUUCCCCCCCAACAGAACCCAGGCGGAACCGAGCACAGGAUUUGCGCCUACGCUCUCGCAGCCCUCGAUCGCAACCGAUUCGACCGGGAAAUCGCCUUAAUCAUAACGUUAACUACACCGAUCCAAUUUAUCAUUUGGGCAAGUUUCACGCAGUUACUGAGACCUCUCGCAUUGGUGAUCAGUCAACUCCGUUCCCAAUUAUUCUGCCUGAUGGAAUGGACAGAACUCAACUAUCUCCUAGAAACUCUAUCCAACCUGAACCUCUAGACGAACUUCCAAGAAUUUCAAAUCCAGGUUUGGGGGUGCGCCAGCCAGGUACUACUAUCCAGUCGGUAACCAAUUCUUCUACUCACGAUCAAGUUUCGUCACGCAACCCUUUGGCGCUGCAUAUACCGCAACAGCACCAAAACACACCUUCUCUGAACGCGAGUCAAAUAGGCGUGAAUCAACCGGAGAGCACCCAACAUAGAGAGCGCGACCAGUAUUACGAUGAUCGAACUGUAAUAACGAAAAACGUUGUCCCUGUCGAGCUGCCUGUGCCUCGAGACGACAGUUCAGAAGAGGUCGUCAUGUCCAGCACAGCUUACCCAGGACAAGAAUGGCAACCAUCUGGGUUUGAAAAUUGGAUGCCCUAUUGA